This is a messenger RNA of Trichobilharzia szidati, 1971 nucleotides long. Lineage: Eukaryota; Metazoa; Platyhelminthes; Trematoda; Strigeidida; Schistosomatidae. The record is from the annotation of a GenBank genome assembly.
AUGGGCGAUUCUCUCUUUCACAACUCUUCUGCUGCCCCAGAUGACGAAUAUGAUUACUUAAUAAAGCUUCUGGCACUAGGCGAUAGUAAUGUGGGAAAAACAAGUCUAUUGUAUCAGUAUACGGAUAAUAUUUUCAACCCACGAUUUACAACGACAGUCGGUGUCGAUUUUCGUCAGAAAAGAUUAGUCCGUGAAAGUCGUGAUUCUGAAGGCCUUCUUGGACCGAAACAACGUUUGCAUUUACAACUAUGGGAUACAGCUGGACAAGAACGAUAUCGAAGUUUAUGCACAGUGUUUCUACGUGAUGCAAUGGGUUUUCUGCUUGUAUUCGAUUUGACGAAUGAAAAUAGUCUACAGAAUUGUCGUGAAUGGAUGAAUCUGCUGUGUCAACAUGCAUAUUGUGAUCGUCCUGAUGUUGUGUUAGUUGGAAAUAAAUUUGACCUGACAUCGGAACGUCAAGUGUCUAUGUCUGCUGCGAAUGCAAUGGCUCGUGAACUUGAUGUACCUUACAUAGAGACAAGUGCAGCUACUGGCUAUCAAGUGACAGCCGCCGUUGAUCGCCUACUGGAUUUAGUCAUGACUAGAAUUGAAGCCUCAGUAACCAAAGCACGUAUCCAUGGGAAUACAGAAGGUACAGCCAAUUUAAAAAAGUCUACAUCGUCCAAAUCGAAUUGUGCUUGUUAGUUUAUCUUGUCUUCUUUGUGUAUGUUUCUGUGUAUGUGAUUAGGUGUUAAUUUCCUCAACUGUUAUUGUACUCAAGUUUAUCGUCUAAUCCAGUUCAAUGUUAACUGUCUGUGUUGUGUGUGUGUGUGUGUGUGUAAAUCGAUCCUUGUUGUGUGUAUGUGUGUAUUGUUGAUGCCGCAGCACACAUGUGAAGCUUGAAAAAAGGAAUCACCAUAUGACAAGAAGAAGAAGAACAACAACAAUGGCUAGCCUCCUUGCUGUGUGGGAUAUUCCCCUCCCCCCUCUCUCUAUACAUAUAUAUACAUACAUACAACCUAGCAGCUGCUGGCAAUCAAUCAACCAUGUGUAAUGCGAAAUAUUAUUAUUAUUAUUAUACCAUACACAAAGACGACACCAUUUGUCUCUUGUACAAUGAAUGAAUUCUCCUGUUCUCUGUCUGUCUGUCUCCUUUGGAUAGCUUUAUUCAAUUUUUUCCGCUUAUUAUUAUUAUUAUUAUUCCACUCAAACUGGACACAUUCCCUGAAAAAAUGAUGACAUGCUGACGAGGAGUGCUACUGCUACAGCCAGAGCUACACAACGGCUACUGCUACAGCUACUAGCCAACUCUGUUACUAUUAUUCAAUUCAUUCCAAAAUGAGUUAUAUUUUAUAUUAAAAGAAAAACAAGUGUGUGUAUAUCGCCUUCUGCUUGUUGUGUUUGUAUGUUCUGUUUGUAUUCACUGUUUCAGUACUACUCCGCUUUACAACAUUCCUAUCUUUCAUGUGUGUGACAUAGACACUGCGUGUGUGUUUUUAUCUCUGUGUCGACAUCCGUAUCAACCUUCUGUGAUAUUGCAAAAAUUAAUUAAUCAAUCAAUGAAUCAAUAACAAAUCAAUCAAAAACAGAACAGCUGUGAUUCCCUUGGAUCAAUGUACACACACAUUCAUUGUCUUACAUGUGUGUGUGUGUGUGGUUGUCUGGCUGGCUAGCUGUGUUGUUCACGGUUACCUCUCUCUCUCUCUCUUUGUGUUGCUCUCUUUCUUCCCGAUUUCAUCAAAUGUGAAUAUAAUAUGCCUUUGUGUUUUAGCUUACGACGACGACUACUACUACUACCUGUUUCUACAUUCCAUACUCUGGUUUUUGUUGAUACAUCCUCCUUGUUCAAGAUUACUUUAUGAUGACUAUAUUAUGAUUCUAAAGAGGAGAAGAGAAAAAAUCAAUGAAUUAAUUAAUUUAUUUAUCUUCUCUUUUAUUUUCUUCCCUCAGUUUAUAUAUAUGAGCUUUUAUAAUAAUAAUAAUAAUAAUAAU